This is a messenger RNA of Nycticebus coucang (slow loris), 653 nucleotides long. RefSeq names its product apolipoprotein C4 (gene APOC4). Gene Ontology annotation, cellular component: high-density lipoprotein particle; very-low-density lipoprotein particle. The transcript is spliced from 4 exons. The record is from RefSeq and is a predicted model, not a curated record. The coding region runs from base 70 to 492 and encodes 140 amino acids. Gene Ontology annotation, biological process: triglyceride homeostasis; positive regulation of triglyceride storage. Lineage: Eukaryota; Metazoa; Chordata; Mammalia; Primates; Lorisidae.
CAGCACAGCUUCCUCUCCCCUGGCCUGCAAAGCCGAGCACAGAAGGACAGACGGACAGAGCCCCCGGAAAUGUCACUCCUUAGAUGCAGAUUCCAGGCCCUGCCCUCCCUCUGCUUCUGCGUUCUUGUCCUGGCCUGUAUUGUGGGCUGGGCUCACAUCUGUAAUCCUAGCACUCUAGGAAGCCAAGCAUGCCAGCUGCAAAUGCCUCCAGGAACCCAAAGCCCCCCACCAGAGCCAAAGAGUCACUGGAGCCAGGUACAAAGUAGGGUGAAGGAGCUGAUGGAGCCACUGUUGACCAAGACCAGAGAGAGGUGGCAGUGGCUCUGGAGCCCUGGGCCGUUCCAGGGCUUUCUGCAGACCUACUACCAUGACCACCUGAAGGACCUGGGUCCUCGCACCAAGGCCUGGCUCCGCAGCUCCAAGGAUAGCCUCCUGAACAAAACCCAAAGCCUGUGUCCCAGGCUUCUCUGUGGGGACAAGGAUCAGGAUUAAAAUGUUCAUACGCACCAGGCUACCUGGGAGGCUGAGGCAGGGGGAUUGCUUGAUCCCAGCAGUGCAAGCUCAGCCUGAGCAACAUAGCAAGACCUCAUCUAAAAAAACAGUUCUUAUUUAUACCUCUCCCAACACCCAUAAUAAAGAAAUUCUUACCUGCG